Messenger RNA from Medicago truncatula (barrel medic), 799 nucleotides. RefSeq names its product auxin-binding protein ABP19a. The coding region runs from base 24 to 653 and encodes 209 amino acids. Lineage: Eukaryota; Viridiplantae; Streptophyta; Magnoliopsida; Fabales; Fabaceae. Gene Ontology annotation, molecular function: manganese ion binding. The transcript has a single exon. The record is from RefSeq and is a predicted model, not a curated record.
UGUAAUCAUCAUCCAAUAAUAAGAUGAAAAUUACUCAUAUACUUUUCCUUUUCAUUGUUUUCUCAUUCACUGUUUCGUAUGCUUCUAUCAGUGAUUUUUGUGUUGCGGAUUUAAAGGCUCCAAACACUCCUUCAGGCUAUGCCUGCAAACCACUUACAAGCGUCACAUCAGAUGAUUUUAGCUUUCAUGGCCUCGUAGCUGGAAACACCAACAACUCUUUCAAAAUUGGAGUCGCUACUGCAACUGUCACCAAUUUUCCAGCCCUUAAUGGACUUGGAAUCUCUGCGUUGCGGAUAGACCUAGACCAAGGCGGGUUAGCUCCUAUGCAUACUCAUCCUGAUGCAACUGAAUUAUUGUCAGUAGUUAAAGGUGAAAUUACAGCUGGAUUUUUGACACCUACUUCAUUUUAUUCCAAAGUUUUGAAACCGGGUGAUGUUUUUGUUUUUCCACAAGGAAUGUUGCAUUUUGCGGUUAAUUCUGGUAAGGGAAAAGCUACUGCUUUUGGUGCUUUUAGUAGCGAAAAUCCUACUACUCAUAUACUUGAUGUUCUUUUGUUUGGCAAUAAAUUGCCUUCUGGUUUAGUUUCACAAACUACUUUGCUAGAUCUCUCUCAAGUGAAGAAGUUGAAGGCUAAAUUUGAUGGAAGUUGGUAGGAAUAUAAGGAUUUUUUAUGUUCUAGCUAUACCAAAUAUUAAGAUACAAUGAUUUAGUAAGUUACUUAUAAUAAUUAAAAAUAUAAUACAUCUCUCUCUUUUUAUAUAAAAUAUGUUCUGUACAACUAUUUAUUUUGCGGUAUUGA